Sclerotinia trifoliorum is the source of this 2228-nucleotide messenger RNA. NCBI's taxonomy places the organism in Eukaryota, Fungi, Ascomycota, Leotiomycetes, Helotiales, Sclerotiniaceae. The record is from the annotation of a GenBank genome assembly.
ACUUCGCACGGUAAACAUCUUAAAAUCAUAUCAAUAUGAUAUUUUAACAUCAUGAAUUCUUGAUACUUGAUCUGAGAUUUAUAAUUUUCGAAUUGCAGUUUUGUAGUCUGGCAGUUGAAUUACACGAUCAGCCAGUCGUCAGGUGCACUCUCCAAUCUCAAUUUACCCUAUCGGCUUCUUAUCGUCAGCCCCUAAACGUCACUACAGAACGAACUGUACCAAGGAUCUCUCAGCAUCAUAGGCCACAUUACUGUACAACCAACCAACCUCGAACACUUAAAUUUCGAAGUCACUUCAACUUUCCACUUUCCCCUUUAACCGUUGCUCGUUAUACCACAUAUACGAUCUUUGAUUAUCAUUUUAGUCUGUAUCGUCAAAUAUGGCAUCUGCAUCCUCGGGAUCCUCUGCUUUUAACCCUUCGCCCGCUGCAUCGACGACCCCUUCCACUACCCCCGAGUCGUUACCUACCGCCUCUGCCGCAGCGGAGAAACCGCCAGAUGAUGGCUCGAAACUUAAGAUGUUCUUGGGAAUUUUGCGAAAGUAAGUCAUUCUACUUCUUCCAUCUGUCCUCGAAGAUGUGGAAGCAAAACACACCGCUAUCAACAAGGGGCAAUGCGACGAACUGUGGUUUCAGCCUCUGAAGCAACUUCAACGCCUGCCGCAGAGGCGUAUAGGUCUCAGAUGAUAGAUGACUGACAUUGCUUUCUCUCUUUACAUAGGUUCAUUGGAGUGGCAGAUAUUGCUUCCGUUCGAUUUAGUUUGCCGGCCCAGCUAUUAGAACCGACUCCCAAUCUCGAGUACUGGAACUACCUCGAUCAACCGAAUACAUUUGUGGCAAUAGGAGACUCGGACGAUCCAUUAGAUAGAAUGCUAGAAGUCUUGAGAUUUUGGUUUACGAAGGAUUUAAAAUAUGUCAAAGGAAAGCCUUGCAAACCAUAUAAUUCUACCCUUGGGGAAUUUUUCAGGGUAAGCAGUUGCAUCUAAAAUGGCAAGAUGGUAGUGGAGAAUACUGAUCUUUGAAUAGUGUAAUUGGGAGGUCGAGGACUCACAACCGGCUAUAGAGACGAUCAAAUUGAGCCCUAGUGCUUCGUCUUCGAAAAAGAACACUCCUAUGUCAUCAACAAAUGCGUCCAACGUUACAAUUCCUAAGCCAAAACCCGCCGGCAAAAAAGUUCGAGUAUCUUACUUAACGGAACAAACCUCGCAUCAUCCACCAGUCUCCGCAUUUUAUGUCGAUUGUCCGGAGAAGGGUAUUUCGGCUAGAGGAUUCGAUCAACUAUCGGCGAAGUUCACUGGAACGAGUAUCAAGGUUACACCAGGGGAGCACAAUUUGGGUAUCUUCAUUAAUAUUGAGAGGAGGGACAAUGAGCAGUAUCAACUCACACAUCCAGCAGCUCACCUUGGGGGACUUUUACGUGGAACUUUGAGCGUUACCGUGGGAGACCAGUGCUACGUAACCUGCACUCAGACUAAGAUCAAGACAAUUUUGCAUUAUGUCGAAGAAGGGUGGUUAGGAAAGACGCAAAAUAAAGUGGAGGGAGUAGUGUUCCGCUACGAUCCGGACAAUGAUAAUAAAACUAGGAUAAGAGAUGUCCCUGAUAAAGAUGUAUUGGCAAGAAUAUCUGGAAACUGGAAGGAUAAGCUAUACUUCGCUUUGGGGCCAAAGGGCGUAAGUUUUUUUUUAUGCAUUCAGAUGAUAAGUGCUAAUUUAAAAUUACCAGGACAAACCAAUUCUUCUAAUAGAUCUCAUGCCACUUCAAGUAGCACAUAAGAUUAUUCCUCCAACAGAGAAACAGCUACCCAAUGAAUCCCUCAAAUUCUGGUCGGGCGUCACAGAAGCCAUUAACUCUCGACAAUUUUCCCGAGCGACAGCCAUCAAACAAGAAUUAGAAGAAAGGCAGAGGGAGAAGGCUAAAGAGCGACAGGAUCAAGGGGUGGAAUGGCAACCGAGAUUUUUCACAGGAUCUGUUACACCAUUAGGUAAACCAGAUUUGACAGAUGAUGGAAAGGAGGUUCUACAUAUGUUACAACAGGGAGAAUGGGAUUUGAAGGAGAGUGAAGUUACUGGAGCUUAGAAUUUCGUUUUAAAGAUGCAUUUUCUCAUGAUAGAUGUCUUUCUGGUCUUGGAUGAUACCGAUCGAUACAUUUGUUGAUACAUGAUAUAUACAUACAUACAUUGCAUUGCAUUAUAUUAUACUAUAUUUUAUUACAAUGUAUUAUAUAAACGA